Messenger RNA from Cynocephalus volans (Philippine flying lemur), 1925 nucleotides. It is a transcript of the gene ADIPOR2, whose product is annotated as adiponectin receptor 2. The record is from RefSeq and is a predicted model, not a curated record. Gene Ontology annotation, biological process: adiponectin-activated signaling pathway. The transcript has 8 exons. Lineage: Eukaryota; Metazoa; Chordata; Mammalia; Dermoptera; Cynocephalidae. Gene Ontology annotation, molecular function: signaling receptor activity. Bases 248 to 1405 code for a protein of 385 amino acids. Gene Ontology annotation, cellular component: plasma membrane.
GCCCGAUUCCAGACGCAGUAUCGCGGCGGCGGCAGCGGCGGUGGUGGCGGCAGCUCCGGAGUGUUGGGCCCCCUCCCUCCUCCGUUUCCCCCCUCUUUCCCCUCCCCUCAGCGUGGUUCCCGAGGAGUCCGAGACGUGCGGCGAGGCGGCGACAAGUUCCGGGUCAGCUAACUAUCCUGAAAUUGCAUUCUCCCAAGAAGAAAGUACAGAAAGAGAGACCUCUUUGUAAGAAAGGUGUGGGUAUCCCAUGAACGAGCCAGCAGAAAACCGAUUGGGGUGCAGCAGGACUCCAGAGCCACAUAUAAGGCUCAGAAAAGGGCACCAACUUGAUGGUACGAGGGGAAGUGAUGACAACCACCAAGGAGAUUUGGAACCCAUUUUAGAGGCAUCUGGUCUUUCUUCCCAUCAUAAAAAAAUCUCUGAGGAACAUGAGUGCAAUGAUGAAGCUUCUCAGGAAGAUGAGGGGUUUAUGGGGAUGUCCCCUCUCUUACAAGCCCAUCAUGCUAUGGAAAGAAUGGAAGAGUUUGUUUGUAAGGUGUGGGAAGGUCGAUGGCGAGUAAUCCCCCAUGAUGUACUACCAGAUUGGCUCAAGGAUAACGACUUCCUUUUACAUGGACACCGGCCUCCUAUGCCUUCUUUCCGGGCCUGUUUUAAGAGCAUUUUCAGAAUACACACAGAGACAGGCAACAUCUGGACACAUCUCUUAGGUUGUGUAUUUUUCCUGUGCCUGGGGAUCUUUUAUAUGUUUCGCCCAAACAUCUCCUUUGUGGCCCCUCUGCAAGAGAAGGUGGUCUUUGGAUUAUUUUUCUUGGGAGCCAUUCUCUGCCUUUCUUUUUCAUGGCUCUUCCACACAGUCUACUGCCACUCAGAAGGGGUCUCCCGGCUCUUCUCUAAACUGGAUUACUCUGGUAUUGCUCUUCUGAUUAUGGGAAGUUUUGUUCCUUGGCUUUAUUAUUCUUUCUACUGUAAUCCACAACCUUGCUUCAUCUACUUGAUUGUCAUCUGUGUGCUGGGCAUUGCGGCCAUUAUAGUCUCCCAGUGGGACAUGUUUGCCACCCCUCAGUAUCGGGGAGUAAGAGCAGGAGUGUUUUUGGGCCUAGGCCUGAGUGGAAUCAUUCCUACCUUGCACUAUGUCAUCUCAGAGGGAUUCUUGAAGGCUGCUACCAUAGGGCAGAUAGGCUGGUUGAUGCUGAUGGCCAGCCUCUAUAUCACGGGAGCUGCCCUGUAUGCUGCCCGGAUCCCUGAACGCUUCUUUCCUGGCAAAUGUGAUAUCUGGUUUCACUCUCAUCAGCUGUUUCACAUCUUUGUGGUUGCUGGAGCUUUUGUUCACUUCCAUGGUGUCUCAAACCUCCAGGAGUUCCGUUUCAUGAUUGGUGGGGGCUGCAGUGAAGAGGAUGCACUGUGAUACCUACAGUAGCCAGGGACUGUGACCCUGAACCUUGGCCUGCAGCACCGUGGGCCCUCUACUGGCCACUGAUGCCAGUACCAGAGGAGCCCCCAAACCUUGACAGCCUCAUGGGCUUUGUGACGGCCCAGGGGCUCCAUGUGGUACAUGACUGAGAAGAGAAAAACAAAAAUAAAUCAUACCUCAAAGGAUGAAGUGCAUCAGUUUGGAGAAAAGGAGAAAUGGCCCAAACACCCCGACUUAUUCGUGGGAUCUACUGCAAGACCCUUGGCAAACUGGCUUCUGAUCCAUAUUAUAUUUAUUUGUAGAAGAUGGGGAAACAGUUUAGCUGGUGAUUCUUUCUUCUCCCUUUCUCUCUCCUUAAAACAAUAGUACAAACCAAUUUAGGUGAACAUUUAUAUCCAAUUAAGGGUGGGAGUGUGAUUUUAGAACCUCUUUUGGAAGAACAAAGAAAUUAAUGUAAAUAAGAUUUCUAACUUACUGUUUAAAUCAGAAUUUAUAUAAAUGUUUAAAAUGGGUG